GCGCAGCCGCAGCCGGACGCGGAGCGCGCGUCACGCAGGCCGCGCUGUGGGAGGCUUAAAUAGGCCGGGCCGGCGCCGGGGCUUCGGAGCGCUGCGGGUGGUGUCCGUGCGGGUACCAGCACAAUAUCUUCAACUUCAGCUGUUCAACAGGAGUGCAUCUUUAUAAUUGCAGAACAGUCUUCUGAAUUUCUGCGUUGCUGUCUGCAGUGGGCUUUCUGGCAUAUUGGACUCUACUUUGACUGACAGACCUGACAGGGGAAGGGCUGGAUCCAAAGGUGCCUCUACAAGAUGAGCUGCUCAGAUCUUGUGAUUAGAAAGAGUCCAACCUGAGGAAUAACAAUCAAAUCACCAUGCAGGCACACGAAUUGUUUAGACAUCUACGAAUGCCAGAACUUGGUGAUGUCAGACAGUAUGUGCGCACUCUUCCAACAAAUACGCUCAUGGGAUUUGGUGCUUUUGCAGCUCUCACAACUUAUUGGUAUGCCACAAGACCCAAAGCUUUGAAACCACCAUGUGAUCUAGCAAUGCAGUCUGUGGAAAUAGAGGGUGGUGAGCAUGCUCGACGAUCAGCACUGCUUAAUAGUGACGAGCCAUUGAUAUACUACUAUGAUGAUGUGAGAACAGUCUGUGAUAUCUUCCAAAGAGGCAUGCAGGUGUCAAAUAAUGGCCCCUGUCUUGGUGUUAGGAAACCAAAUCAACCAUAUGAGUGGAUCUCUUAUAAAGAGGUUUCAGAGAGAGCAGAAUGUGUGGGUUCAGCUCUACUUUACAGAGGCUACAAACCAGCUCCAGAUCAGUAUAUAGGAAUCUUUGCACAAAACAGACCAGAGUGGGUCAUCAUUGAACAGGGAUGCUAUGCAUACUCCAUGGUGGUAGUGCCUCUUUAUGAUACAUUGGGAGCUGAUGCAAUUUGUUACAUUGUGAACAAAGCUGACAUAGCACUGGUUUUCUGUGACAAAUCUGACAAGGCCAAACUUUUGCUAAGUAAUGUGGAAAAAGGGGAAACACCAGUCCUCAACACUAUUGUUAUGAUGGAGUCCUUUGACAAUGAUCUUGUAGACCAUGGAAAGAAGUGUGGGGUGGAGAUUUUCAGCAUGAGAGAAAUAGAGGACCUGGGAAGAACUCACAGACAAAAACCUGUGCCUCCAAAGCCAGAAGAUCUAGCAAUCAUCUGUUUCACCAGUGGAACUACAGGAAACCCAAAAGGAGCUAUGAUCACUCAUCAAAAUAUAGUGAGCAAUGCGUCUGCUUUUCUGAAAUCUACCGAGAAUGCAUUUGUUCCUUGUCCAGAUGACAUUUUGAUCUCAUUCUUGCCUCUGGCCCAUAUGUUUGAGAGAGUUGUGGAGUGUGUGAUUCUGUGCCACGGAGGUCGAAUAGGAUUCUUCCAGGGGGACAUCAGACUACUUAUGGAUGACUUAAAAACACUGCAGCCAACAGUUUUUCCUGUGGUACCAAGACUUCUGAACAGGAUGUUUGAUAAAAUUUUUGGGCAAGCCAAUACAUCAUUGAAACGGUGGAUACUAGACUUUGCUUCCAAAAGGAAAGAAGCAGAACUUCGAAGUGGUGUAGUUAGAAAUAACAGCCUGUGGGAUAAGUUGAUCUUCCGCAAAAUACAGGCCAGUUUGGGAGGAAAAGUAAGACUGAUGAUCACAGGAGCAGCGCCUGUAUCAGCAAGUGUGUUGACUUUUCUAAGGGCAGCUCUUGGCUGUCAGUUCUAUGAAGGCUAUGGACAGACAGAAUGCACAGCUGGAUGCUCCCUGACAGUACCUGGAGACUGGACAGCUGGUCAUGUUGGGACACCAAUGCCUUGCAAUAUUGUAAAGCUUGUUGAUGUAGAAGAAAUGAAUUACUUUGCUGCCAAAGGAGAAGGUGAGGUGUGUGUGAAAGGGCCAAAUGUAUUUCUGGGCUACUUGAAGGAUCCAGAGAAAACAACAGAAGCUUUGGACAAAGAUGGCUGGCUCCACACAGGAGAUGUUGGGAAAUGGUUACCAAAUGGAACCUUGAAGAUCAUUGACCGGAAAAAGCAUAUAUUCAAACUUGCCCAGGGAGAGUACAUAGCACCAGAGAAAAUAGAAAAUGUGUAUUUGAGAAGUGAACCUGUUGCUCAGGUGUUUGUCCAUGGGGAAAGCUUACAGGCUUUCUUAAUAGCUAUUGUGGUACCAGACCCAGAAAUCCUACCUAGCUGGGCCAAGAAGAAGGGAUAUGAAAGCUCAUAUGAAGAACUGUGCAAAAACAAGGAUCUCAGGAAACACAUUCUGGAAGACAUGUUGAAAGUUGGGAAAGAAUCUGGUUUGAAGUCAUUUGAGCAGGUCAAAACCAUCGCCCUGCACCCUGAAAUGUUUUCCAUUGAAAAUGGCUUGUUGACACCAACAUUGAAGGCAAAGAGACCAGAACUACGAACAUACUUCAAGGCGCAGAUAGAUGAACUCUAUGCUAAUGUUAGAAUGUAACUAAGAAUGGCUUGAGGAGAAUGGCACAUGUCCAGUGUCUACUGUUGGCCUUCGUAUCUGUAAUUUGACCACAGCAAACAUAGGGAAGGAAACUGUGCAAUCAUUAACUAACUAGUACAUAAAUGGGUACUUGCCAUAGGAGCAUUGAAGAAAAUGGAACACUGCCUUACUGUCCAGUUGUGUUGCAUACCAUUUUAUGGUGACCUACAAUUUCCAAAAAAAAAGCCUUAAACUGUAAACGUAACUGUGUAAGUUAUUUUAAGACUUCCUCAGCCAAAAAAUGGGACUCUUCUUAACCAUGGAGUUAGGGUUUUCUUAUUGCCAGCAUGUUCAGUGUCUGCAGUGUGCUUUGCUACAGUCAACUCCAAAGGAUUUAGCAGAUCUGGAGAGGCCUCUUGGUAUCUUUACAUCAGGGGAAACAUUAGCUGAUCCAUCAAGGUUUGUAGCUGAAGCACUUCUUAUAUUAGCCCUAUCAUUAACCUGAGCAGACAGAAGUUACUCAAGCGUCCCCAGCAAAGAACUUUGAAGUUACCUGUGUAAGCUAGAAGCUGAAUACCAAUUAAAGGAGAAUGAUGCAACAUUAGGUCUCAGAUUUUUAGUCUGCAUCUAAUUCUUGAACACUAAAGAACGUGUGCGCAGCUACCAAUCAACAUAAGGUCCUGACGAAGGUCAACUCCAUAGCUGCGUAAACAGAUCCUAACUCUGGAAUGAAACGAGUUUUAAAGCUGGAAACCAUUCAGGAGGCUGGGUUAUGCUAACAGCCAGGUAAAUGUACACCUGUACUAGUUGCUUGUCUCCCUGCAAUGAACAUCUGUUUAAUUAAAUUUGCUUCAAUUUUCUUUUUUUUGUAAUGUGCCAGAUCUUGUACCUACAGAAUAGCUUCUACCAGUCCCUCAGUUCUCUAUGCUUAAUGCGUAAGCAGUAGAGUACCUUCAUAGAGAUGGAUGGGAGCAGAAAGCAAGAAACUUGUUUCUAACCUGACGAUUGUAGCAAUUCUGAGUAAUCAAGCCCGCAGCAGAGCUGUCCAUUAGCAUAGGAUAGAUAUUUGUUCAAGGGGUAGGCCGGGGGAAGCUGAAUUCCCAAAUACGUUACAAAAUAUCCAGUCUCGCCUUCGUUUUGGAAAACCUGGCAGAAAUAUGCCUUAUUGCAGCAUAAAUCUUUACUACAUCUUAACAGAGUUGGUUUUCCAUUGGUAUUCAUUGCUGUUUCUUGGACACAUGGAUAUAUGUAAAAUACAAGCACAACAGGGUUUGCACUAAGAUUUCUGUGCGAUUGUAAUGCACUAUUCAGUAGCAUAAUUUCAUGUGUGUGCAGUUUAGGGUACACAAAUCCAUGUCAACUCUUAGAGUAGUAAUUUGUUACAUUUGGAGUUCAAAUGUUUGCUUAGUCUUGGCUAUUUCUAUGUUUUAUAAACCAAAACAAAUUUUCAAAACCAAUGAAGGAAGUGAAAAUGAAAAUAAAAAGAAAAAUUCUGCA
This is a messenger RNA of Alligator mississippiensis (American alligator), 3923 nucleotides long. It is a transcript of the gene ACSL1, whose product is annotated as acyl-CoA synthetase long chain family member 1. Gene Ontology annotation, molecular function: arachidonate-CoA ligase activity. NCBI's taxonomy places the organism in Eukaryota, Metazoa, Chordata, Crocodylia, Alligatoridae. Bases 351 to 2447 code for a protein of 698 amino acids. The transcript is spliced from 22 exons. Gene Ontology annotation, biological process: very long-chain fatty acid metabolic process; long-chain fatty-acyl-CoA biosynthetic process; long-chain fatty acid metabolic process. Gene Ontology annotation, cellular component: endoplasmic reticulum; membrane. The record is from RefSeq and is a predicted model, not a curated record.